This is a messenger RNA of Henningerozyma blattae CBS 6284, 3651 nucleotides long. It is a transcript of the gene SET1, whose product is annotated as histone methyltransferase SET1. Bases 1 to 3651 code for a protein of 1216 amino acids. Gene Ontology annotation, molecular function: histone H3K4 methyltransferase activity; protein binding. Lineage: Eukaryota; Fungi; Ascomycota; Saccharomycetes; Saccharomycetales; Saccharomycetaceae. Gene Ontology annotation, cellular component: Set1C/COMPASS complex. The record is from RefSeq and is a predicted model, not a curated record. The transcript has a single exon.
AUGUCUGGCUACCAUCGACGUUCUCGAAAUACGCCCUAUGAGGCUAGCUCUAAACAUUCAUUCUCGUAUCAUCGCCGCCAACAGCAGCCAAAAGCUUCUCGUUAUGAGGCUGCUAUAGCCAAUCAAAAUAUUAGCGUUGAUGAUGUGAGACCCUACCAGCGCUCUAUGAAUUAUCAAGAGGAUAAUUCUCACAAUUUGCAUAAUAAUCAUAAAAGCAAUAACAACAAUAGUAAUACUAAAAUUUCAAAUAACAAAAAAAAUACAUACAACAGUAGUUCUUAUCAUAAAGAUUACUCGCGUCCUAAAAAGAAUCAUUCACGUUAUGAUUAUGUACCUCAAGAGAGACACAGUUAUCAUUCCAAUCCCGAAGAUAGUUCUUACAGAAAUGAAGGUAACUAUUACUCAAAAACUAACAACUCUUCUAGUCGUGAUGUAAAUAGAACCAGAUAUGACACACAUCGUACAUCUUCUAAUGGAACUUCAACUUUAACAAAUAGUAAGGAUAGUAACUCUUCAACUCGCUAUUUUAAUCCACCAAAGGCGCCAGUGCUUCAUUCUACUGGAUCAAGAACUAAUAAUAAUAAUGACCCAAUUUUGAGAAGGCCUAAACCUAUUUUGAAGUACAAUAAUAAUGAACUAUUUACGUCUAAAUACCAUUACUUCAAUCCUCUUUCUAAAACAUUAAUACAUAAAGAUUUAAUGAAAAAUUGGCAUGAAAAUGAAAAAGAUAAAAAUAUACCGCGGGCUGGUUUUAUCUUAACUAGUGAUAACUCUACCGGUAAACUGCGAUCAAUGAUAACGCCAAGAACACCUAAUAUUCCUUCGAAAGACCCUAGGACUAAUCGUAUCCCUCUUAAACCUACAAGACCAAGAUAUCCAAGGCCUACAUUAAAGAUUAUCCCACAUCUCCCAUAUGAUAAACAUUCUCUUGGUCCAAUUCCUCCAAAUGAAAUCAUUGUUUAUUUAUCGCCAGAUUUAACUUCGAAUUCAAUUUCCGAAAAUUUUGUGUCUGUUCAACCAUUAUCUAUUAAGAAUUAUUUCAAAACUUUUGGUUCUAUAUCACAUUUUGAGUCAUUAAUUGAUCCAAAUAAUGCACUACCUUUACACUUAUUUUUAAUUCGAUUUGAUUCAAUCAGCGAUAACGCAAUUGAUAGUAAUAACAAUGGGCAAAGUCAUAAUCAAAUGGUUGGUAUUAGGAAUGCUUACAAGGCAUAUAAAGCUUAUCAACAGUCUGAUUGUUAUAUAUUAGGGAAAAAAUUUAAGGUUGAAUUAAAUGAAAACAAUAAAUUACUUGAAAUGAAACAGAAAAUAAUUGAACAAAAUUUAAGAAGUUCGCAAGCCACUGCAAUUUCUAACUCAAAUAAAGAUAAAAUCUCUAAUACUAAUUCUAUUAAUAACUCGUCCUCGAAAGAUACCAACAGUUCUACAAAUAAUACUUCUUUAAAUAAUCAAUCCCAUGAAAGUGAUUCCACACAAUGGAAAAAGAGACUCUUCCAUGAAGAAAUACAUAAGCAAUUGAAUUAUAAACCGGCUAUAUUUGUUGGUAGAAGAUUUGCUACUAUACAUCGUUUAAGAGUGGAAGAUUUUAAAAUUCAACUAAGGAAGUAUCGUUGGAGUCGUGUCUUAGAUAUAAGUGCAGGUAUAUUUGUUACAUUUAACGAUUUGAAAAGCGCUCAGAAUUGUUUUGAUAUGGAACAAGGGACACUCAAGCUAUUAUCAAGACAAAAAAAUUCAUACAUUAAUGUUCGAUUAGAAUUAGUGGAGCCUCCUCCUUUCCGCCGUUUGAAAUCAUCACUGAGCUCCACUGUAUCUCCUACAGAGAAAUCUGCAGAUUCCGGCAUUAAUGGAAAACCUGUUCCAACGUAUGAAUCAAAAGAUGAUUUAUUGAAAGCUGCAGUUAAAAUAAUUCUAAAAGACUUGUCUUCAGCUUUACAUAUGGAUAUUAGAAAAAAAACUAUUGGACCUGCAGUGUUUGACACAUUAAAUCCUGAAAAAUUUCCAAACUUAUUGGCUGAGAAACAGAAACGUGAAAUUCAAAGACAAAAACACUUAAGAGAGAUAGCAGAAGCACAAGAGAAGAAAAGAAAUGAUGAGAAUAAUUCUAAUUUAGAUAUUUUCCAACUCUACGGUGGUUAUUCAGCUUCAAAUAGUGCAUCCAGAAGAAGAGCUCUCAAAAGGAGACAAAUGUCAUUAUCAGAUGUCAAUGACAAAAAAAGAAAAUCAAGAAAGUUAAACAAUGGGAUGACCCCUAUGUCACAUAUGUUUAAUGAAGAUGAAUCCACAAAUGCAGAACAAAGUUUGGCAGCUACAUUGGACGAUCAUUACAAAUCUUCCUCUGAAGAUGAUCUAGAUGAAGAAAUGGAGGAUGACCAACAAGAGGAUGAUCAUUCUCAACCUUCUGAGCCAGAACUUUACACUGAAUUGGCUGAUGAGAGUGAACCUUCGUCAAAACAUGCUUCUGAUGAUUCAAGAAGAGGUCCUGACAGUGAAUUAACAACCCCGGAACCAGAUUCUGAAUACAUAGACAAAAAAAAAAUAAUUGAAUUGUCUAACGAAAAAGAGAAUAUUGAAGUAAAUGAUAAAGAAAUUGAGGAAGCUCAGUCAUUGUACUUACCUUCUACUACUGCAUUUCCAGAGCCUGUAUAUGAGGAUGAAUUUAACAUAUUUGAUAAAUCACUGAAGCUUAAUAUUCAUGACUUACAGAAUGCUGUUAAAGAUGAAGAAGAUUUAGAGUUGUUGAAAAGUAUUGUUGGAGCAAAUGUGGAAAAAAGUAACCCAGCAUAUACUACAUUAAUUGAAUAUGAUUGUUGGAAAGACCGUAGACAAAGCAUAAAUAAAAAAGCAUCUACCGAUACUUAUAAACUCUUAAAUGAUGAGGCAUUGCCUGAAUAUUUUGUUAAUAUGAAAACACCAUUUGUGGCUCAAGGGAUGAAAAAAAUUGAUGAUGAAAUCAAAGUAUCAUAUUUACCACAUCGUCGUAGACGUAAUGAACCGUUGAAUACAGUUGAUCAUCACUCAGAAGAAAGAGAAUCUACACAAGAACUUCUCAGAAAAGAUUCUGAAUUACCAGAUGUUCCUGAAAAUACGACCCCUGAUAUUUCCUCAUCAAGAAUUAAUAGAGCUAUCAAUAGAAGGUUCCAACAAGAUAUAGAUGCUCAAAGGGCAGCGAUAGGUACAGAGUCAGAACUAUUAUCUCUAAAUCAAUUAAACAAAAGGAAAAAGCCAGUGACGUUUGCACGUUCGGCAAUCCACAACUGGGGGUUAUAUGCAUUAGAACCAAUUACUGCAAAGGAAAUGGUUAUUGAAUAUGUUGGCGAGAGAAUCCGUCAACCUGUUUCUGAAAUGCGAGAGAAACGAUACAUCAAAGGUGGUAUCGGUUCUAGUUACCUGUUUAGAAUCGAUGAAAAUACAGUUAUUGAUGCCACAAAACGAGGUGGUAUAGCAAGAUUUAUUAAUCAUUCAUGUGAGCCAAGCUGUACUGCUAAGAUUAUUAAGGUUGGUGGUAUGAAAAGAAUUGUCAUUUAUGCUCUUCGAGAUAUUGGUUUGAAUGAAGAAUUGACUUACGAUUAUAAGUUUGAAAGAGAAAUUGAUGCCGAAGAAAGAUUGCCUUGCUACUGUGGUGCACCAUCUUGCAAAGGAUUCUUAAACUAG